Messenger RNA from Neltuma alba, 787 nucleotides. RefSeq names its product inactive LRR receptor-like serine/threonine-protein kinase BIR2. Gene Ontology annotation, molecular function: protein binding. Bases 1 to 783 code for a protein of 260 amino acids. NCBI's taxonomy places the organism in Eukaryota, Viridiplantae, Streptophyta, Magnoliopsida, Fabales, Fabaceae. The record is from RefSeq and is a predicted model, not a curated record. The transcript has a single exon.
AUGGCUCUAAGUGGGCGAACUUCUUCGUGUGCUCACAUUAUUAUUAUCAAUUUCCUGUUAUUGUUUAUUUGUAACAUGGUCUUUGGGACUGCGACUGAUAUCUUCUGCUUGAAAAGCAUAAAAGAUUCACUUGCAGACCCAUAUGGUCAUUUGAAGUCUUCCUGGGAUUUCAGGAACAACACCGAGGGAUUUAUCUGCAGAUUCACUGGGGUUCAAUGCUGGAAACCUGAUGAGAACAGAGUCAUAAGUCUCAAGUUGUCAAACACGGGACUCAAGGGCCAGUUUCUUCGUGCCAUUCAAAAUUGCUCCAGCUUACAAGGAUUAGAUCUAUCAAUUAACCAAAUUUCUGGGACAAUUCCAGAAGAUAUAGAUCAUCUCCUCCCAUAUUUGGUUUCUCUUAAUCUAUCUUCAAAUGACUUUUCAGGGCCAAUCCCUGUGGGUCUAGCAAAUUGUAGCUAUCUAAAUUUCCUCAGCCUUGAUCGAAAUCGACUCGGUGGGAAAAUUCCCGAACAAUUCAGCAGGUCCCUAAGGCUAGGGACAUUUACUGUCACAAACAAUCUUCUGAAGGGUCCAGUUCCAUACCUUGAAAACAUCACAGCUGAUAGCUAUGCAAAUAAUUCAGGAUUGUGCGGUGGCCCUUUGCCGGCGUGCGGCACCAAGAGAGAAAGAAAUGCAGCCAUAAUUAUAGCCGGAGCAGCUUUUGGAGGAGCAAUUUUGGGAUCUGGCGUUGCUUUCUUCUUGUACCGGUCACUAACUACGAAGAAGAGCCAGAGGGAUACAUAAAUAA